Messenger RNA from Nicotiana tabacum (common tobacco), 771 nucleotides. The record is from RefSeq and is a predicted model, not a curated record. Lineage: Eukaryota; Viridiplantae; Streptophyta; Magnoliopsida; Solanales; Solanaceae.
AUGUCGAGUUGUGCCAGUGAUAAGGCCCCCGGGCCUGAUGGUUUCUCCUUGGCCUUCUUCCAACUCUGUUGGGACACCAUUAAGGGGGAAUUGAUGGAAGCCAUUGAAUACUUCCACAUGAAUGGUGCUUUCGAGAGAAGUAUCAAUGCUUUUUUUAUUACUAUUGUGCCUAAGAAAGAAGGCGCAUCUUGUAUCAGAGACUACAGGCCUAUAAAUGCGUUUGUGGAAAGUAGGCAGAUCCUGGAUGCUGCUCUGGUGGCAAAUGAACUUGUAGACUCCAGAAAAAAAAAUAGAGAACCCGGCUUACUGUGCAAGUUGGACCUUGAAAAGGCUUUCGACCAUCUCCAGGGAUCUCAGGUACUGCAGUGGUUUCAGAUAGUAUCAGGACGCAAAAUCAACCUCGUCAAGUGUGAGAUUUUCCCGGUGGGUGAGGUUGCUAACAUUGAUGUUUUAUCUCACGUUCUCGAAUGCAAGUUGGGCUCUCUUCCCACUACUUGCCUGGGUCUACCAUUGGGCGCUUUGCAUAAGGAUACUACGGUUUGGAAUCCAGUCAUUCAAAGGGUUGAAAAAAGAUUAGCAGGCUGGCAGAAACGGUACUUGUCAAAAGGCGGUAAGGAAGUGCUUAUCAAAAGCACUUUGUCGAGUAUCCCUACCUAUUACUUGUCCUUGUUGCAAGCUCAUAUGAGCAUCACAGAAAAACUGGAACGGCUUCAAAGGAAUUUUCUUUGGGAUGCGGCGGAUGGAACUAGAAAGUUUCAUCUAGUGAAUUGA